GCUGGAUGCCGUGCUCCAGACAAUACAACUCCCAGCAUGCAUUGCCCAUCUGGGCGCCGGCCUGGCCCACGUGCAUGGAAAUACACUCACGCUGGAGGAGGGGGUGAGACAUUACAGACAUCGUGUGUUAGUGAUGCUGGCGUUACAGGUUCCUGUCCUGUGCUCUUAUUUUGGUACAUCCUGCGGCCUGAUUGGCAACUGGGACACACCUGCAACGGGUUGCCAAUCAGCCUCCUAUUUAAGGCCGACGGGGAGCUCGACUUGCACCGCCCUUUAAGGCUCGUCGUCCUCGGCUAGGUCGUUGAUGAAAAGUCUCGGUGCUGGUUCCGGUGCAGGUUCCGCGACGCAGGGGGGAGAGCUGAACCACGACCCGAUCCAGCUGGCAUGGAGGAGAAAAACAAACCGUGAGUGUAUUUUGCGUCGGCCGACACGCCCGGGCAGGAAGGAAGGAAGGACGGAGGGGGAGGAGGAGGCCAGGACUCGGGCCGCAGGAGACGGAAGCGAGAGGGGGUUGCGCCGAAGAGGAAGCCCUAUCCCUUUAAAAGCAAAGUGGGACAUAGCGGUGCGAGAAAAAGGAGAGGAGGGGGAGAAGAACGAGGAAUUAAAAAAGAAAAGGAAGAAAGAGACAGGGAGGGCGGAGGGAGUAGCGGGCGAUAAAAAAAGAAAGAUGACAUCCUCGCAGCUGAGCGGCCGAGGUGGAGCGACGGGCCGCGGCCCGGCGAGAGCGCCGCUCGCUCGGCUCGGGGCUUGACUCCGACAACGAGGCUUCGACAAACAACCGAGUGGCCUAAUCGGAGGAACUCGGAAACAUAGAUUGACUCAUUAAAAAACAAAGCAUGACGUGUUUUAUAACCCAUAUUUACUCUCCCGUGUGGGGGGAAAUGACUUUUACUUCACUUGUGUAGUGAUGUAUUUUUUUCAGCGUUUAACUCGAGACUAAAGCAGGUUAUUGUUGCAUUAAUCCAAGCUCGAAGUUCAAGCAGAGCCAUUGUAGGGGCCGGCCUGUGUGGGGUUUGUGCGGCCGAUUUUCGUUCACUGCUGCGCCCAUUUGGCUUACUUACAUCAUCAUGCCGCCUCCGUGACACCAGCAGCUUGGCGCGCCACAUUUUUGUAAUAAACAACAAUCCCCGCCAUUUUUGUUUUGUUUUCUAACAUCGGGUGUGGCGACUCAAGCUUUUUUUUUUUUGAGGCGCACAUCCAAGCCAUGCGAAGGCUGUCCUCGAUCUCAACCAGAAGCUAGCUGACUAUAGCCUUCAUCUCACUGCUGCAAAAUGGAUGCUGCUUGGAGCAAUUUCCUUUUCCAGGUAGGCUUGAAUACUCCCACCCAAAACCAGGCGGAGGGGAGCCUCCAAUCGGAGCUGAUGUCAGUGCACACAAGCUCUCCCCAAACCCCACCCACUGAGCACAUAGAUCAGCCUCCCUCCACCGUGGACACCACCGCCCUCAGCGAGGAACCCCUUCCCAGUGAGGCCCGUGGAUCUGACGCACACCCAGCGGCCACGUCAUUAGUGAAGCCUGUGUCCCGGCCGGGCCGCGUGCCGCACGUCUGUCCCAUUUGCAACAAGCAGUUCAAGAACAACUACAACCUGCGGCGGCACCAAUCGGUCCACACAGGGCGGCCCGCUAACCAGAACCCCACCCCGGUGAGGAAGAACCACGCGUGUGAGACGUGCGGAAAAGCCUUCCGAGAUGUUUACCACCUCAACCGCCACCGCCUGUCCCACUCGGACGAAAAGCCCUUCUCGUGUCCCAUCUGCCAGCAGCGCUUCAAGAGGAAGGACCGCAUGAGUCACCACGUGCGCUCCCAUCAGGGCGGCGUGGAGAAGCCCUACAUCUGCCCCCACUGCAGCAAGGCGUUUUCAAGGCCCGACCAUCUCAACAGUCACGUGCGACAGGUGCACUCCUCGGAGCGUCCCUUCAAAUGCCCGACAUGCGAGUCCAGCUUUGCCACGAAAGAUCGUUUGCGUGCUCAUAUGAUUCGCCAUGAGGAGAAGGUCCCGUGUCACAUCUGUGGCAAGCUCCUGUCGGCCGCUUACAUCACCGAUCACAUGAGGGUGCACAACCAGUCUCAGCACCACGUCUGCCACCUGUGCAACCGCAGCUUCACCACGCUGACGUACCUCCGCGUGCACGCCCAGAAGCACCACGGCCAGGAGUGGAAGGACAGUCCGGGAGGUUUCGGCGGCACGACCGCCGGCGGCGUCCUCGUCUGCCACUUAUGCGGCAUCCACUGCAAGACGCCGACCCAGCUCCAGGGCCACAUGGGCACCCACAACGCCAGCCAGGAGGCCCAGAGCCCCGCCGCCUCUAACGUCGCCGCCAGCAGCUCUGUGUCCCUCAACAUGGUGGCGGCGCCCACUGUGUACGUGACGGGCGGCACGGUGGUAGACCUGCUGGUCACGGACUGCUCUAGCAUUGCGGCGCCACAGUCGCAGAGUUAGCGAUAGCCAGCAGCAGGAGCAAUAACCUCAGUCCUUUAAAGGAGAGGGGGGCAAGGUAAGAGAAGUGAUGCGUAGAUGCUCGUCUUUUUUUGACGUUAUUGGAAAAAUCUGAAAAAAUUCCACACUCACAACCAACAUGGAUUUGUCAUCUUAACAAUCCUGCAAAUCAGGGGUGUCCAAAGUGCCCAAUUUGUUGGUUGGCCCUCGGCAUGAUUAAAAACAUUAACAAAUUAAUUGAAUAAAACACUAAUAAUGAUUUGUGUUUUCAACUAUAAUAGCUUAGCACGGUGGUUUUAAAACUUCUAUCACUGAAUUCCACCUCAGAAAACACUCAAGUACCACCAUAAUGACCAACAGUAAAAUACAGUAGCAUAGUAGGCCUAAGUAUUCAUUAAAAACAAGGCCGAGGUUUUAUUUAACAAGUAUAUUUGAUAUUUUUGGCCACUGUAACAUUACACACAGUUUGAACAGUAACACUGUGUUUGAAUAUGUAUUUGAUUAUUUGGCGUACCACUAGAUGGAGCCCGUACCACAGUUUGAGAAUCACUGGUUCAGCAUAUAUCGACCUACGGUGGAGAAAUUGUUUGGACACCCCUGCCGUAAAUGCUCUAAUUAUAGCAAAAAGGACAAAGUCAUUAAUAUAUAUAUAUAUAUAUAUAUAU
Molecule: messenger RNA, 3103 nt
Organism: Nerophis lumbriciformis (worm pipefish)
Lineage: Eukaryota; Metazoa; Chordata; Actinopteri; Syngnathiformes; Syngnathidae
Gene: mazb
Product: MYC-associated zinc finger protein b (purine-binding transcription factor)
Biological process (GO): regulation of transcription by RNA polymerase II
Cellular component (GO): nucleus
Molecular function (GO): DNA-binding transcription factor activity, RNA polymerase II-specific
Source: RefSeq, a predicted model, not a curated record